GAGGACCAGCACCGGGCAGUCCUGCCAGACGGACACCGUCAAGGACACGGACUCGCUGCAGGACUGGCUGCGCGAGCAGUUCGCGCCGAAGACCUUCCAGGACUUCAACGUGUAUCCGUCCGUUGUGAACGCCUCGUCGGUCUUCAGGCUUCAAGACGGAACUAUGGCGUGGAGUCCGAGGUACGCCGGCGACACUAAGACCUCCGUCAUCAUCGGGGCUGUCCGCCUCCGGCAGCUGCGAGUGCAGUACAACAAGGACUGCCUGAUCAAGCAGCUCUACAUCGAUGAGGGCAUUCAGAGCGACUGCUUUCCGAA
Molecule: messenger RNA, 315 nt
Organism: Prorocentrum cordatum
Lineage: Eukaryota; Dinophyceae; Prorocentrales; Prorocentraceae
Source: the annotation of a GenBank genome assembly